AUGGUCAACACCAAAAAGAAUGGAAAGCCAUCGGGCAAGAAGGUCAAGUCGAAGGUCAUUAGACCACUUGGAUACCUGGAACGAUAUGAGGCCGCCUUACAUUCAUUGGACUUGUACCGCAGUACGAUGGUAACAUGUCGAUUUGCCAUACCACUGACACUUGCUUCGGGACGCGAUCCAAAGUCGCAAGCAAAACUGGAACAUAGGGUCGAAUCAGCGAUUGCUAAAAUCGUCCUAGAGCACCCCUUCAUGCGCGUCGGUCUACGCGGUGAGCACAGUACCAAGCCUGCUUUCGUCGAGCUUGAGACCGUCGAUUUCCGCCGCCAUAUCAAGUGGCGACACCUCGACGAGACAGAAACAAUUGCCUUUGAAGCCGACUUACUGAGUCUUAUCACGAGCCAACUUGAUAUCAAGAUUGAUCAGCCUGAGGAUGCGCCGUCGUGGAGGAUUCUGGUAAUUGAAUUCGAGAAGGACAGUCGAAGCUUCGUCGAUGUUAUGUUGGCAGCAGGGCAUGCGCACAUGGAUGGCAUGAGUCUCAAGAUAUUCCACGAGGACCUACUUCGACAUCUAAAUGAUAGCGACAGUAAUCAUUCGACACCGGCAGAGCUCGUAAAUCGCAUACUCACGACACCAUCCUCAAAACGAAGGGAACUUCCGCUACAUCAACACGCGUUAUACAAGUUCCCCCUCACACCAGGUUUCGUAGCAUCCGAGUUUUUCGCACUAUUCAGGCCAUCGGGCGGACUCAAUCGCGAUCUACAAGCUCGCUGGUCGCCGAUUAUAAGCACAAGCUACGCGAUGCACUACCGACAAUUCAGCAUCGAUAACGCCGCGCUGCAGAACAUAUUAAGUGUAUGUCGACAACACAAGACCAGUCUAACGGGGUUACUCAACGUCCUUGGACAUGCUAGUCUCGCGAUACGACUGCCUGCCGAGAAGGCGCGCGCAUUCCUCGGAACCACAAUUAUCAAUUUACGCCCGCUUAUGCGCGGGCCGAAGUUAAAGGUGAAAUCGUGGGAUUUGGAUCCGAAUCGUACGAUGGCGAAUUACCUUACGCAGCUACAUCACGAGUACGGCGUGGAGUGGGUUAAGAAAGUUAGGGAAGUCACCGCGAAGAAGGAUGAAAAUGGGACCGGAGAGGAGAAUGAGAGAAAUCAAUGGAACGCCCUCGAACCACUCAUAUGGCCUUCAGCAGAGCGCGUCCGCGCGGUCAUACAGGAAAGGUUAGACGAGAAGGUCGAGAACGACGAGCUAGGUCUGAUGAGUCUGUUGUCGAAUUAUCGUACCCUUGUUAAGGAUAAGAUGAAGAAACCCAGGACCGAGUCGUUGCUCGUUACGAAUCUAGGCGUCAUCGAUGGCGGCGACUCCCCUCCUAGCGACGGGAAUGGCGUCGCUGCGACAGAAGAAAGUGGUAAGUGGACCAUCGAGCGGGCGAUAUUCUCCCUUAGUGCUGAGUCGCCUACCGCCGCGCUCAUCGUGAGCCCUAUGUCUGUAAAGGGCAAGGAGCUGUACGUGGGCACUAGUUGGCAGGAUCUUACCAUGGACUUGGCUGUGGGGUACGGGGUGGCUGCAGACCUCGAGUCUUGGCUAAGAGUUCUUGGACGGGGGUCUUAG
Messenger RNA from Hypoxylon trugodes, 1614 nucleotides. Its product is annotated as alcohol acetyltransferase-domain-containing protein. The record is from RefSeq and is a predicted model, not a curated record. NCBI's taxonomy places the organism in Eukaryota, Fungi, Ascomycota, Sordariomycetes, Xylariales, Hypoxylaceae. Bases 1 to 1614 code for a protein of 537 amino acids. The transcript is spliced from 2 exons. Gene Ontology annotation, molecular function: N-acetyltransferase activity.